Molecule: messenger RNA, 666 nt
Organism: Aspergillus nidulans FGSC A4
Lineage: Eukaryota; Fungi; Ascomycota; Eurotiomycetes; Eurotiales; Aspergillaceae
Product: rRNA-processing protein RRP17
Exons: 2
Coding region: 1-666 (221 amino acids)
Cellular component (GO): nucleolus
Source: RefSeq, a predicted model, not a curated record
AUGGGCCCUCAAAUCAAAGGAGCGCACUCGAGAAAGCGAAAGUUGACCAGCCGAGUGGAGGAAAUCAACUUCGACGAUACUGACCGUCAUCAAUUCCUGACUGGUUUUCGCAAACGAAAACAACAACGUAUCAAACAUGCGCAGGAAGUCGCUGAACGCAAGGUGCGAGAGGCGAAGAGAGAAGAAAGAAAGAGGAUGCGCGAGGAGCGAAAAGCAGAGUUUGAACGGGCACUUGCAGAGCACAAGAGGCAGCUAAAAAGACUCAACGAGGAAAACGAAAGCGGUGAUGAAGCUGGUAAUACGUCAAGCGGCAACGAGGAGGAAGACGAAUGGGACGGAUUCGAAGAGCCCCCGACCGUAGACUACGAGGCCGAGUAUAUAGACGAGGACAAAUAUACUACGGUAACUGUGGAGGAAAUGGAUCCAUCCAAAGAGGGUCUCCUGCAAUCCGAUGAAGAUAGCUCAGACGAAAGUCCAAAAGAGCGACCUGAUACCUCCGAAGGGGCGACGCCGACAGAGAAACCCAAGGCCAAAAAACAGCCAGAUAACAAACUGAAGAAGAAAAAGAAGAAGUUCCGAUACGAAACCAAGGACGAACGAAAAGUCACAAGGAUGAAGGAGCGGAUGGCGAACCACAGGAAGGCCAAGGCGCGGAGAGAACGGUGA